This is a messenger RNA of Trichophyton rubrum CBS 118892, 339 nucleotides long. RefSeq lists its product as uncharacterized. Lineage: Eukaryota; Fungi; Ascomycota; Eurotiomycetes; Onygenales; Arthrodermataceae. The coding region runs from base 1 to 339 and encodes 112 amino acids. The record is from RefSeq and is a predicted model, not a curated record. The transcript is spliced from 2 exons.
AUGAAGAUAAACUCGAGACAAACAAGCCAAAGAGACGGCGAUAGGAAGGCGAAGAGCGGCGGAGGCGAUGAGCAUAGGCGAGAAGGUCAGCAGAUGGUCUCGGUUGACCUGCGGCUGGCGAGUUCUGCGGGAGGAGGCAUCUCUGGCGUCCCCCCAUAUAAUCACGGCCUCCCUCAGGCCUCCCAGCGGGCCCUGGAUCAGUCACAUAACCCCCUACAGGCUAUGGAUGACGACAAGGAGGGGACCAUGUCGAGAUCUCUUCAGGUCUGGGCUGCCGAUAAAGAGGUGAAACAUACGGAUUGCAAGAUGGACCAAAGAGCCAGCAAAGCGACCUGUUGA